This is a messenger RNA of Cotesia congregata, 567 nucleotides long. The record is from the annotation of a GenBank genome assembly. NCBI's taxonomy places the organism in Eukaryota, Metazoa, Arthropoda, Insecta, Hymenoptera, Braconidae.
GUAAUUUUGGACGACCGCGAGUUGUAUAAAAACAACACUUAUUUUACAGAACAUAUUUAUGGAGAUUUCACACCUUUUUAUGCAAUAAUUGCUGUCGUUUCUUUGAUAGGUGGAACUAUAUUCAUCCUUAAUAUCAUCUGCUGCUGGUGUUCGCCCUAUAAAGGUUAUUGGAACGACCGUCAUACUGGAAAUCGCUGGAUAUCUUCUCUCUGGGUAGUAACGCCUCACAAAAACCCACCUCUGGAUUUAUCAGAACUAAGCCAUCGCAUCAAGCACCAAAUAAUCGACGAAAAGUUCUAUUAUCCACCUUCAGUAGUCGGGGACGAAGAAAUUCCAUACCCUGACUCAAGACUUGACACACCGCUGCCCCAAGAAUAUAUGGAAUUACAAAAACGAGAGACCAGCGCCUGCCUGACGCUCUUCGUCGUCGGCGUGAUAAUGAUUCUCAUCAAAUACGGGCCUAGUAUUUGCGGACGAGGUCAGGACUCGCGGUACGAGAGAAAAGAGUACAACGAGGAAGAUGAAAAUAGUCAGGCUUACGCCCGAGAAAUCUCGGAAUCAGUGGCU